AUAAUAUAUUAUCUUUAAAAUUAGGCAAAUUAAAGAAUUUAUAAGAAUUGUAGUUGCUUUUUUCUAUGGCCAUUGAUUAAUUCUAAUCUAAGGGUUAAAAUUAUCCUUUAUCAAUCUUCAACCUUCAUUCUUAUUGGUUAAUUUUUUCACCUCAAAGAUCUAUGGCCAUUGAUGAAAUAUAAUCUAAAGGCCACAAUUUGUUCUCUCUCUUUUUCAUUUAUCUAUCCUCUCAUUAACGAAACAUAUCAACUCACUCCAGAUCUGACAAAAAGAAAAUAAAGUCUUUCCAUAUCCUUUUUUUUUCUACGAUGUUUUCUCCUUCUUCACCACUCCCAUUGAUUUUGAUCGACUUCUCCUCCGCCAUGGUUACUCCCUCCCUGUUUUUCAACCGAUGCUCUCAUUCCUCCUCUUCCUGUAGCGAUGAAUCGCACUGUAAUGACCCACCAUCUCCACUAUCCCCACCAUCUCCACCAUCCCCACCAUCUCCACCAUCUCCAUUAUCUCCACCAUCUCCAACUUCUUUAAAGAGAGAGAGAAAGAGAGAGAGAAAGAGAGAGAAAGCUCACCUGAGCUCGUCGCCGGAGCCACCGCACGCCAGGACGUCGUCAAGCUCGUCAUCACCAUCAACCGCAGCUCGAGUGAAUCUCGUGCAUCCAAGGCCAUCAUCGUGUUCCUCUCGUCAAGACGAAGCCGUAGACACCAACCGCGUCACGAUCAGAGCCCGGACGAAGCCGUACGCGCCUCCGGAAGUUUCACCUCCGCGCGCGCGUGAGUUCCACGCGCCGCCGCCGGACCACCGUCCUCCGCCGCAGCGCCGCCGCCGGACCACCGUUCUCCGCCGCAGCUCCGCCGUCGCCGCCGGCCAACUUACCGAUUUGGAGUCCAUUUGAGCAGCUGGAGUUCAUAUAUACCACUUCUCUUCAUUGCUAAGGUGAGACCGACGAGCAGGAGUGAUUAUACGGACCGGUGCUUUUGGGCUUUU
Brassica napus (rape) is the source of this 982-nucleotide messenger RNA. RefSeq names its product pectinesterase inhibitor 10-like. The transcript is spliced from 4 exons. Lineage: Eukaryota; Viridiplantae; Streptophyta; Magnoliopsida; Brassicales; Brassicaceae. The record is from RefSeq and is a predicted model, not a curated record. The coding region runs from base 309 to 890 and encodes 193 amino acids.